AUGUCGUCGGUAGACAAGCAUGCUACCAUGGUUGAGGAUCAGGAUUGUCCUAAACUGCCAACGCCUGAGAGUAUUGUCAUUCCCAAUGAUGAUGUUGCUGCUAGACCCAACGAAGGUGAUGUUACCGGUAGUGAUGAUGACAACCCAACCGUUACUGGGGAAAUUGUGAAUAAUAGUAUAAUUGUGCGGGAAGAAAAGAUUAUCACAGAGAUAGAAAUCAUUACUUCCGACCUAAGUUCUUCUUCGCCUGACCUGGAGGCCGCAGAGAAGACUGCAGAUCAAGAUGAACGACACCAUCGUGACCCUAAUGAGGUUGAUUGGGACGGACCGGAUGACCCUGAGUGUCCUAUGAAUUGGUCCCGAUGGCGAAAAUCAUGGAUAAUUACUAUCCUAAGUGUAUUACGACUUCUCAUCCCCUUUGCCUCGUCAAUGAUGGCUCCGGCAAUCUUGAACAUCCAUGAUGAAUUACACUCUGACAGUGCGACACUUGACACGCUCAGCAUCUCCAUUUUCAUGCUAGGUGUAGGAGCGGGUCCGUUGCUCUUUGCACCCCUCUCCGAGCUCUACGGACGCAACCUCAUCUACCAUUUGAGCAACUUUUUCUUCACUAUUUCUAGUGUUGGUUGCGCCAAGGCGCCCAGUUUGAAAUCCCUCAUAGGCUUUCGCCUGCUAGCGGGCAUCGCAGGUUCCGCAGUGAUUUCCAAUGGUGGCGGGACAAUCGCUGAUAUUGUGCCUAAAGAGAGCAGAGGUCUCAUUACUACGUUGAUGGUCUUGGGCCAACUGAUUGGUCCUGUUAUAGGUCCUACAGUAGGAGGAUACGUGUCGCAGGGCUUAGGAUGGAGAUGGAUUUUCUGGCUGCUAACGAUUGUUUCUGGAGUGUUCACCUUCCUCGGUUUCAUCUUCCUGCGUGAGACCCAUGCUCCAACUCUUCUCAAAUGGAAAGCAGCAAGAUUACGCCGAAAAACGGGCAACCAGCUACUCUACCACAAGGGCAAAUCAAGCUUUCCUCAAAGGGAGCUUUUUAUGAAAGCUUGUCAACGGCCUCUAAGGAUGCUAUUUACGAAUCCUGUUAUUUUCAUUGUGUCUAUCUACAUCGCCCUUGUUCUUGGUUAUGCGUACAUCUUGUUCACUUCCUUCGCUUUCAUCUUUCAGCAGCGGUACGGCUUUGGAGAGGGGACGACAGGAUUGUUGUAUUUCGGGAUUGGCAUUGGCAUGCUAGCCGCGCUUGUUUGGAUGAGUCGUUAUAGUGAUCGGAUUUUCGCACAGAAAGAGCGGCAGACGGGCAAAUCGAAAGCAGAGUUCCGCCUGAUACCUCUGUUAUAUGGGACAUUUUUCAUCCCAGUGGGCUACAUCAUAUACGGCUGGGCCGUCGAAUAUCAUGUUUACUGGGUCGUUCCCAUUUUGGCGACCAUGUUGAUGGGAGUGGGAACUGUUCUAGCUUUAGUCGUAACACAAACUUAUCUUAUAGACGCUUUCACCGUCCAUGCAGCGAGCGCCAAUGCAGCCAACUCUCCCAUUCGGUGUCUGGCCGCUGCUCUCUUACCAUUGAGUGGACUGUCGCUUUACGAUGCGCUGACAUUUGGCUGGGGCAAUACGAUGCUUGCACUUAUAGCACUAGUGUUCAGCGCUCUACCAUGGAUAACGUAUCGAUAUGGUGAACAACUACGAGCGAGAUAUAACGCUGAUACAAAGUAA
Messenger RNA from Talaromyces proteolyticus, 1695 nucleotides. Its product is annotated as major facilitator superfamily domain-containing protein. The coding region runs from base 1 to 1695 and encodes 564 amino acids. Gene Ontology annotation, molecular function: transmembrane transporter activity. Gene Ontology annotation, biological process: transmembrane transport. The transcript has 5 exons. The record is from RefSeq and is a predicted model, not a curated record. NCBI's taxonomy places the organism in Eukaryota, Fungi, Ascomycota, Eurotiomycetes, Eurotiales, Trichocomaceae.